Molecule: messenger RNA, 8770 nt
Organism: Porites evermanni
Lineage: Eukaryota; Metazoa; Cnidaria; Anthozoa; Scleractinia; Poritidae
Source: the annotation of a GenBank genome assembly
AUGGGAUAUGAGAGCGGUGAAACAAAGCAGACGAAGAAGGGAAGAAAACUGGAAAGAUUGCUUUCCACGUCAAGCUUGCUGUUGUCUGUUCUUUGCUGUAUCGCUAUAAUUCACGUGGAACUCAGAACACAAGAACAUCAUCGAUUGAUAUCACACUCUACCUCUGGAACAUUCCGAGACGAAAUGGAAACAGAAAUCCUUCGAAAAGUUCAGCUGGAGUACGGAAGAUGGCGAGAAGCCAUAGUCAGCCAUUUGGAAGGUGAAUGGCAGAAGACAAGAGGUGAGUUGUGUUACUUUUUGUAUUCUUGACUUUUAGUGUUACCAUAAGUAUAUCAGCGCGGGAUGUCACGCCCGGAGGCUUGAUUUAUAAGUUGCUUUUCGCAAGUAUUUGAAUUUUUAAUGCUACCUUGCAGACAACAAGUACAUCCAGUUCAGAUCUCCAAUAUACCGUAAAGUUCCGGAAGUAACGACCCUCGUUACUCAGUUCGAAUUUAGUAGACUUUUUCUAUCGCUACUUUCGAAGGGUCGCUUCUUUCAGGAGGUCGCUACUUUCGGGUAGCUAAAACGUGUAUCGUACAUGGGCCGUACGAAGUUACGACAACACAGGAUAAAUCUCUUGUUAAUUGGUUACGAUUAUAGUAAUAUCGCGACAAUUGUGAAAAUAUCCACACUCUUUAUUUGGAGAAACGUAUUUCAUGUUAUUGUUUUUUUAAAUAAAUGUUUAAAAGAAUUGUUUGAUUACGGUGUGGGUAUACAAAGACGAAAGGAAGUCUUUUUGAAAAAAAAAAAAAAAGAUGUUAUGCCCUAUUUGAGUUACAUGAAGGAGUGUCAAAGAUCAUUAUAACCUUAAAAACAUAAAUCGCGGAUUAGUUUCGUAACGGCUUAUUUUAACUAUAAUUUCCGUUAAUUCUAGUAAGGAGGGAAAUCACUUUUGAAGUCGCUACUUUCGGAGGGUCGCUAGUUUCGGGAGGUCGUUACUUUGGGAGCUUUACGGUAAUGCUCUUAUGAAUACUGUUUCCAGGCAAGUGGACAUAGAAAUCAGAAGAAAACAUAAAUAACACGUGGUCCGUAUUAAUACCUUGAUCGACUUCGACCCCGGGGGUACUCCCUUAUAUGGCCUAUACAGGGAUGUGCCGCUUGACAGGGUAUGGUUUUUGACCUCACUGUCCUAAACAGGGUAUAUAAUUUCGAGCAAGUCUCUCCCAAAGAGGGUGUGUAUUUUAGGAUUUUCUUGUCCUAAACGGGGUCAGGGUUUCAAAUCAUCAGCGGUUCACCUUUUCCCAAAUACAGGUCCACUAUCCCCUCCGGGACUUCGACAGCGUGCAAACUAAUUUGUAAGAAAUUUUGAUUUUUAUAUUUAUGGGUAAUUCAUGCAGGGCUGAACGUUUGAUCUGAAGGACUCUUUUAUAUCAUCAGGUGCGUAAUGUUUACACUUGAGUUUCUCAACUUAUGUUCCAGGUCAAAGAGAAGACGUUUCAAGACAAAGGCGGGCAUCAGUGAGCAACGCACAAAAUAAAUCGACUCAAACAUCGACUGAAGUAAAAUUGCUUGUCAAAGAAGAACUUCGUUUGCUGCAAAACCAAAUCUGUGCUAAAGAUGAAAAGCUCUGCCGCUCAGGACCAAAAGGGAGCAGAGGACGACGGGGAAGACCUGGAACCCGAGGGAGACCAGGUCCCCCAGGGAAACCCGGUCCAAGAGGACCUCCUGGUAAACGUGGAUCAGUAGGACCUCAAGGACCAAUAGGCGUAAAAGGGGAUCUCGGAGUUCCGGGUGUUCCUGGUCCGACAGGACCCAGAGGCCCGCCAGGUGAGAAGGGCGUUAAAGGGGAUCUCGGAGUUCCGGGUGUUCGUGGUCCCGUGGGGCCUCGAGGCCCGCUAGGUGAAGAAGGCACAAAAGGUGAACCUGGCCAGUCCAUCCGGGCUCCAUCUCUGCUGCAGCGUCCUGUUGAAACCACAGUCAAUGAAAGUCAGACAGCAAUUUUCAAAUGUACAGCUGACGGUAAUCCAACGCCACAAGUCACAUGGUCAAAGAUGAAUUCUUCGCUACCAGUGGGACGUCACGUGCUAGAGUCUAGUGGUGCUCUGGUUGUGAAGGACGUUAUACCUGGGGACGAGGGUUUGUACAACUGUCGAGCUGAGAAUUUGCUGGGAAGUGUCAACCAUUCAGCAAAACUGAUUGUUCAGUGUGAGCUGCCUUAUUUGAGUUGUCAUAAUUCUGUAACGAUUUAGGUCCUUCCUUUGCAGAAAUUGUAUAAAUUUUAGGUGGGAUAUCGAGAAGGUAGUUUAAUUUGUUUAAAGAGACAAAAACGGUUUCAUCUACUUAGAGAGGUCAGUAGUUGAAUAUGUAAAAGUUGUGUAGAACUUCCGGCGGUUGGUUCGUGUCUCUUCGCUUCAUAUAUUUAGCAACAAUUUAUAUUGUAGUCCCAUGAUAUGAGAAAAUUCAAUUUCAAUUUUAUCUGCUUAAACAACGCUCUUCAGUAACCUACAAAACGGAUUUUUGUACAAUUUUAGAUAGAUCACUACAACUAGCUAUUUUACACACUUAAAAAGACAGUAGAUUUCAAGUGGAUCUUUGGUUUGAGAAUUAAACAUUUUCUAUGGCAAUAAAAGCUUUGUUUCCUUUUUUGAAAUUACCUUUCUUUUCUUCUUUUCUUUUGUUUUAUCCAGUUCAUCCUCGAGUAUUUUGGGUAUCUAGUCGACUUAUUGCAGAAGACGGGCAAAACGUAACAAUCUUCUGCAACGCUUCUGGUCGGCCGCAGCCUAAGGUCACGUGGCUAAAAGCCGUUGGAACUUUUCAGAAAGGAAGAACCGCCGUGGUAAAAGGAGCCUUGACAAUUUACAAAGUGACGAAGAACGAUGGUGGAACAUACAUUUGCAAGGCUGAAAAUAUGCUGGGGUCAGUAUCAGUCGCGGCUCUACUUGUGAUAUUCUCCCCUUUGCGCUUUAAAGUCCGUCCUCCUCAAGAAGUGUCUUCUGCUAGGUUUGGUUCAACUCUACGGUUGCCUUGUGCAGCCGAGAGUGAUUUGAGGCCGAGAAUUACUUGGACAAGGGAUGGCAAGUUUUCACUUCCUGGGGAAUUUUUCGUUUUACAGAAUGGAACACUUGUAAUUCAAAACAUUAAGAAAUCUCACCAAGGAUUUUACACCUGUAGAGCGACUAAUGCAGUAAAAACAAUAGAAGCUAAAGUCAAAAUCAAUUCCCCAGUUACAGCUGCUUCCUGUUCUGCUAUAAGAAAAUACGUUAGCGUAAGCGGAAAUUACGUUAUUGAUCCAGAUGGUGAGGGAGGCCAGGCUUCAUUUUCUGUUUAUUGCGACAUGACCGAUAAGAAUGGAGUUGGCGUGACAGUCAUCAGUCACGACAGUGAGAGCAGGACAUUUGUCGUGAGCCACAACCGUCUGCGUGAUAUUCAUUACACAGGAGCGAGUCUUUCUCAGUUGGCGAGUCUCACCAGAAUCUCUUCUCAAUGUGAACAGUUCAUCAAGUAUGAGUGUUCCGGGUCCCAUUUGAGAGGCUCGUGGUGGUUGUCACGUGAUUCUAAAAGACUGUCAUACUGGGGCGGAGCAUCACCUGGCAGUGGAAAGUGUGCAUGCGGGAUGACCAACUCAUGUGCCAACACCGGAGAUCGUUGUAACUGUGAUAAGGAUGACUGGGUAUGGCGUGAAGACAGUGGUCUCCUGACUGACAAGACAACGCUUCCAGUAAAACAGCUCUAUUUUCCGGAUGUUGGUGGCCGCGAAAAAGGUUAUCAUACUUUGGGAAAAUUGAAAUGCUAUGGCACAGCGUGAACAUAUUUCAUCCUUUACCUUUAGACUGCGUCCCAAAUUGAUUUGAAUACUAAAUUACAUGAUCUUAUAUUUGAGAAAUAGAAUUAAGGUGACUUGAUCCAGUAUUUUUGUAGGUACACCUUUCAUCUUUGCGCCUCUUACACCUAAACAGCGCUCUUGAUUGUUAUUAUAAAUCCUUCACAACUCAUGAUUAUGCAAUCCAUAGAAUUUAAAAAUGAUAUUCAUUUUUCGAGAUCGGGAUCAUUAUUGCGUGAAAAUCAUGACAUCACAAUUGUUUUAGCUGUAAGUAACUCUUUUGCACUCUCUAGCCUUGGUUGUAACUGUGAUAAAGAUGACGGUGUAUGGCGUGAAGACAGCGAUCUCCUGACUGACAAGACAACGCUUUCUGUAAAACGUAACAGCUCUAUUUUGGGGAUGUUGUUGGGACUGAAGAAUGCUGCCAUACAUGGCACAGCGUUAACGUAUUUUAGCCUUAAUCGUUAGAGUGCUUCACAAAAUAAUUUGAAUGGGACAUCACAUGACCUCAAGUGUGUGUAAUGAAACUGUUCGCUGGAAAAUUGUUUUAGAAUUUUAAUAAUUUAAAAAUUUUCCAGUGAUUGGAAAUUUUGCGUCAUUACGGGUACUAUUCGUGUACGAGUUUAUCAAUUCUCUCUUCUUCUUAAAGCUAAGUUCAGGCAUAUUUUUCUACCUAAUUAAUCGGCAAAAUCACUUUAUGUUGUCCGUAGUACUUAUGCUUGCUCGCAGGCCAAAAAUUAGUAUAGGUAAUAGCAUGAUUUGUAGUGAUAUUUGGCAUAAAUACCACGAGUGAUAUUUCAAAAUUGUUAUACGUAAUUUCACGAGCCGAUAGGUGAGUGAAAUUUGAGACAACUUUGAAAUAUCACGAGUGGUAUUUAUGCCAAAUAUCACAUACAAAUCAUGCUAUUAUUUGUUUAUACUACGACCCGCAAAAGGUUUGUAAUUUUCACAUGUAGGUAUUUCAAAUUAAGCUGAAAUACCACUGCUCUAAGCCAAUCAAAUUGUAGAAAUUUCUCAUGUAGUAGUAUAAUACUCGAAAUUAAAGUGUGAUUGGUUCGUAGUUGUGAAAUUCUUGACGCCUCUCUUCACCGUCUGUCCUGUCAAUCAAUCUUAGGUUUACAGAUCUAGACUAAAAAGACUUUUGGCAUUUUAUGGUUAUGUUCAUAGGCGUACGGACAAUUUUUUACCGGGGGGCGGGUGGUGAACUGUUUGCCAAAAAAAUCUUGCAAGUUGCCCAAAUUUAGGAAACAGUCGAAAAGGAACGAGGGUUACACAAUGCACUAACAUAGGCCUAUAGAUAUUUAUAAUACGAUCCAUGACACAACUGGUGGCAUUCUGACAAGUUGUUGUUCCAUGGUGUUGAGGAAGUUUUUUUUUUAAUCUGCGCAACGCACUGAAUGGAAGGCUUCUUUCCCCCUCCCUUCCUUGCCUUUUCUUCUUCCUUGCUCUCCCACCCUAUUAGAAAUUAAAAAAAAAUUUUCACUGGAGAAAAAAGCAGCUCCCACGGUGCUUUUUGUAAACAUUGGUCAGUGGUUCUUAUUCACACGUUGGCAACUGUAAAUGUACCUUUUCCCUCUAUUUUAGUAAAAGGUGUAUCCGCCUACCUCAAUAGCGCUCUUAUUUAUCUCUUGCCUAGAUCCCUUCUUUGUCUGUAGGCUUGGAAAUGGAAGAUGUCCCUUCCGCCUAACCGUUGUAGAAUUAGGUACGAGAUUGUUUAUAAAAAAAGCGCAGCGUGCGUCGUUACCAUGUCUUACCGUGUUAUAGAAUGAUAACCCUUAUCUUGACUGAAAAUCAAAGGGAAUUUAUCCGUCAAUUUGUCUUAGUUUUCAUUCUUGACUCGAAACAACAGAUAUGGAGUUCUUGGACGAGCUAACGGAAGGACUGGAUCGAGUAUUAAUGGUGCGAGGAGGGGGGCGGGAAGUCAUAACAUUUUACUUAUGGGGUCAUCUAAGUCUUCUUUGGUUCGAGAAAGGUCACCAUUUGAGAAAUUGUUUUCGCCGUUUAUCAGGAUGCAAUCUGGUGCAUUUUGAGAAACAAUUCUGAGAAAUGUUACAGUGCUUGCACUGACCUCGUCGCGUCUGGGUGAUUUUCCGAUAUAGUUACUUUUAGUAUUUACCAAGCACUUUUCGCGCGUUUUGAUUGGCUCUCUUAACUCGGGAUAUCCUUGGCUAUCGGCACUGUUUUGCGAUCGGAGCCAAGAUGGCGUCUCCCUUCGAGACAUUUUCGAAAGACGAAAUUUGAGCGAUAAAUGAAGCAGUCGCACAAACAAAUACCAAGAAGGCGAUAUUUUUUAAACUCAGUUGGCUUGUCGGUGUUUGCUGGUAGGUAGAAAAUUAUUUUUUUGACCUCACUGUCCUAAACAGGGUAUAUAAUUUCGAGCAAGUCUCUCCCAAAGAGGGUGUGUAUUUUAGGAUUUUCUUGUCCUAAACGGGGUCAGGGUUUCAAAUCAUCAGCGGUUCACCUUUUCCCAAAUACAGGUCCACUAUCCCCUCCGGGACUUCGACAGCGUGCAAACUAAUUUGUAAGAAAUUUUGAUUUUUAUAUUUAUGGGUAAUUCAUGCAGGGCUGAACGUUUGAUCUGAAGGACUCUUUUAUAUCAUCAGGUGCGUAAUGUUUACACUUGAGUUUCUCAACUUAUGUUCCAGGUCAAAGAGAAGACGUUUCAAGACAAAGGCGGGCAUCAGUGAGCAACGCACAAAAUAAAUCGACUCAAACAUCGACUGAAGUAAAAUUGCUUGUCAAAGAAGAACUUCGUUUGCUGCAAAACCAAAUCUGUGCUAAAGAUGAAAAGCUCUGCCGCUCAGGACCAAAAGGGAGCAGAGGACGACGGGGAAGACCUGGAACCCGAGGGAGACCAGGUCCCCCAGGGAAACCCGGUCCAAGAGGACCUCCUGGUAAACGUGGAUCAGUAGGACCUCAAGGACCAAUAGGCGUAAAAGGGGAUCUCGGAGUUCCGGGUGUUCCUGGUCCGACAGGACCCAGAGGCCCGCCAGGUGAGAAGGGCGUUAAAGGGGAUCUCGGAGUUCCGGGUGUUCGUGGUCCCGUGGGGCCUCGAGGCCCGCUAGGUGAAGAAGGCACAAAAGGUGAACCUGGCCAGUCCAUCCGGGCUCCAUCUCUGCUGCAGCGUCCUGUUGAAACCACAGUCAAUGAAAGUCAGACAGCAAUUUUCAAAUGUACAGCUGACGGUAAUCCAACGCCACAAGUCACAUGGUCAAAGAUGAAUUCUUCGCUACCAGUGGGACGUCACGUGCUAGAGUCUAGUGGUGCUCUGGUUGUGAAGGACGUUAUACCUGGGGACGAGGGUUUGUACAACUGUCGAGCUGAGAAUUUGCUGGGAAGUGUCAACCAUUCAGCAAAACUGAUUGUUCAGUGUGAGCUGCCUUAUUUGAGUUGUCAUAAUUCUGUAACGAUUUAGGUCCUUCCUUUGCAGAAAUUGUAUAAAUUUUAGGUGGGAUAUCGAGAAGGUAGUUUAAUUUGUUUAAAGAGACAAAAACGGUUUCAUCUACUUAGAGAGGUCAGUAGUUGAAUAUGUAAAAGUUGUGUAGAACUUCCGGCGGUUGGUUCGUGUCUCUUCGCUUCAUAUAUUUAGCAACAAUUUAUAUUGUAGUCCCAUGAUAUGAGAAAAUUCAAUUUCAAUUUUAUCUGCUUAAACAACGCUCUUCAGUAACCUACAAAACGGAUUUUUGUACAAUUUUAGAUAGAUCACUACAACUAGCUAUUUUACACACUUAAAAAGACAGUAGAUUUCAAGUGGAUCUUUGGUUUGAGAAUUAAACAUUUUCUAUGGCAAUAAAAGCUUUGUUUCCUUUUUUGAAAUUACCUUUCUUUUCUUCUUUUCUUUUGUUUUAUCCAGUUCAUCCUCGAGUAUUUUGGGUAUCUAGUCGACUUAUUGCAGAAGACGGGCAAAACGUAACAAUCUUCUGCAACGCUUCUGGUCGGCCGCAGCCUAAGGUCACGUGGCUAAAAGCCGUUGGAACUUUUCAGAAAGGAAGAACCGCCGUGGUAAAAGGAGCCUUGACAAUUUACAAAGUGACGAAGAACGAUGGUGGAACAUACAUUUGCAAGGCUGAAAAUAUGCUGGGGUCAGUAUCAGUCGCGGCUCUACUUGUGAUAUUCUCCCCUUUGCGCUUUAAAGUCCGUCCUCCUCAAGAAGUGUCUUCUGCUAGGUUUGGUUCAACUCUACGGUUGCCUUGUGCAGCCGAGAGUGAUUUGAGGCCGAGAAUUACUUGGACAAGGGAUGGCAAGUUUUCACUUCCUGGGGAAUUUUUCGUUUUACAGAAUGGAACACUUGUAAUUCAAAACAUUAAGAAAUCUCACCAAGGAUUUUACACCUGUAGAGCGACUAAUGCAGUAAAAACAAUAGAAGCUAAAGUCAAAAUCAAUUCCCCAGUUACAGCUGCUUCCUGUUCUGCUAUAAGAAAAUACGUUAGCGUAAGCGGAAAUUACGUUAUUGAUCCAGAUGGUGAGGGAGGCCAGGCUUCAUUUUCUGUUUAUUGCGACAUGACCGAUAAGAAUGGAGUUGGCGUGACAGUCAUCAGUCACGACAGUGAGAGCAGGACAUUUGUCGUGAGCCACAACCGUCUGCGUGAUAUUCAUUACACAGGAGCGAGUCUUUCUCAGUUGGCGAGUCUCACCAGAAUCUCUUCUCAAUGUGAACAGUUCAUCAAGUAUGAGUGUUCCGGGUCCCAUUUGAGAGGCUCGUGGUGGUUGUCACGUGAUUCUAAAAGACUGUCAUACUGGGGCGGAGCAUCACCUGGCAGUGGAAAGUGUGCAUGCGGGAUGACCAACUCAUGUGCCAACACCGGAGAUCGUUGUAACUGUGAUAAGGAUGACUGGGUAUGGCGUGAAGACAGUGGUCUCCUGACUGACAAGACAACGCUUCCAGUAAAACAGCUCUAUUUUCCGGAUGUUGGUGGCCGCGAAAAAGGUUAUCAUACUUUGGGAAAAUUGAAAUGCUAUGGCACAGCGUGA